AUAUUACUAUCCCUACAUUUCUCAGAAUAUUUCAAGGUGUUCCAGCUAAUAUUUCAAAAAUGGAUUCGAUUAUUGAAAAGCUCAAGCGCUUUAUUUCCGUGGCGUUUCUGUUUAAUAAGCUGUUAUUUUACGUAUUCAUUUCUGGUCUGUUUAUCUUAAUUUUUAUUCGACUUUUCAUGAUGGAGCGCCUUCAACGAUUGAAGGCAAUAAUCUGGAGAAGCUUUUCCGAAUAUGACCACGAAUCUGAGCCAGAAGAUGAAGGAUACAUAGAUGAUGAGUUUCUAUUCAGGGACCUCAAUCCGGAGCAGAGUGUCGAGUUGCAUCGCCGGCAGCGAUUGGAGGCGGCAGCUAAAGUAUUGCGAAAUGUGGCGGACAAGGAGGGAUCUCACAAGUGCCCCGAACCGAGACGAAAGAAAACUGAACCAACAAAAUCAAGAUAAAUUAUGGAUGGUUCCAGAAAUAUGCCAAAUACCUAAGAUAAUUUCUAUUCAUCGGGAAUUGUUAAAAAUAACACAUUUGACGUUACUGACCAUAACCGAAUAUCCAAACGAAAUGAACUAAAUACAAUUCCAUGCCCAGUCGU
This is a messenger RNA of Drosophila melanogaster (fruit fly), 583 nucleotides long. RefSeq lists its product as uncharacterized. The coding region runs from base 60 to 440 and encodes 126 amino acids. The transcript has a single exon. NCBI's taxonomy places the organism in Eukaryota, Metazoa, Arthropoda, Insecta, Diptera, Drosophilidae. The record is from RefSeq and is marked reviewed.